Messenger RNA from Zophobas morio, 2121 nucleotides. RefSeq lists its product as uncharacterized. The transcript is spliced from 6 exons. NCBI's taxonomy places the organism in Eukaryota, Metazoa, Arthropoda, Insecta, Coleoptera, Tenebrionidae. The record is from RefSeq and is a predicted model, not a curated record. Bases 1 to 2121 code for a protein of 706 amino acids. Gene Ontology annotation, biological process: cell adhesion involved in heart morphogenesis; larval heart development. Gene Ontology annotation, cellular component: extracellular matrix.
AUGGAACGUGACAGUAACGGUAUGAGUCAUGCUUUUUCGAGCGUGCAGCCGGCUCCAUCGAUUUAUAAGACGUUGUCACGUCAAAAAUGUGAUAUAGUGUCCAUUAUUCACAACAUGAAAACUGAAAUUGAGGUUUUAAAAGAUGAACUGGCUGAACUAAAAAAGAGUGGAAGUAAUGUCGCUGACCGUGAUUCGGAAAAGAAACUGUCUGAUGAAGAAAUAAUCGCUGAAAUUGAGGACAGAAAUUAUCGGGCUAAUAAUUUAAUUCUAUACAAUAUGUCUGAAUCUCAGGCAGAAUCAUUUGCGGUCCGUAAGGAAGAUGAUAUGUCCCGUUGUCAAAAUAUAGUUGUGCCCAAUGGUAACAAUGAUAACAUCAAGAUACGUUCUUGUGUACGCUUGGGUAAAUAUAACCAAGAUAAAGUGCGUCCUCUUAAGAUAAUUUUCUCUUUUGCCCAAGAUGCAAUUGAUUCUUUAGUGGUUUACAGACGACUGAAUAUAAACAUCGUAAAGAGCAAGGAUGAUGUACUAAGUUCCGAAUAUUUUAGUUCAAUGUUUAAUGUCUUCAGAGCAAAUAAAAAGGGCAGAGGAAGAGGAGUUUUGUUAGCGGUUAAAUCUCAUCUGUCUAGUAAACAAUUAAAACUAACAUCGCCUGUUACGGAUGCUGAUUUAAUUGGAGUCAAGGUGCAUAUUUGUUACGAAGAAAUCUUUGAGUAUUUGGAGCAUGAGAGUCUUAUAUCUGAAAAAACCUUAAUAGUAUGUGACUUUAACAUCCCUCAAUAUUAUAAUCAGAUGAUGCAAAAAGAGAAUCAGCAGAACUUAGUAACUAAUGCUAAAGGUAGACUUUUAGACUUAAUCCUUUGUUCUAAGGAUUUGAAAUGUACUGUAAUGCAGUCCAAUACUCCAGUAGUUGAUGAAGAUGCUCACCAUCCUGCGUUAUCUAUCAUUCUACAAGUUCCUGCAGCUAAUUUGAAAGAGUUGAGUUUCAACUUUUCGAGAAUUAAGACCAAAUAUAAUUUUCGUAAAGGAAAUUAUAUAGAGCUAUACAGAUACCUGAAUAACACAGACUGGUCUCAACUACUAGUUAUUAAAGAUGUCAAUGUUGCUUGCGACUAUUUCUAUUCCAUUAUUUAUGACCUUUUAGAUAGAUUUAUUCCCAAGACUCCAAUUAAUACUACGACAUAUUAUCCUGUUUGGUAUACACCAUCUAUCAUAGGCUAUAUUAAACGUAAGCGUCAAUUAUGGAAGAGAUAUAAAAAAAAUAAAUUUGAUAGAGUAUUAUCACAAAUUAAUGAUCUUAGGAGACUCAUUAAGAAAGAAAUCAAAGUGGCAUACAUCAACUUUAUGGUAUCGGCGGAAACGAACAUCAAGCAAGAUCCAAAAAAUGUAUGGGCAUAUAUUAAUCAAAAGAAAAAUGUCUCGAGUAUCCCAGGCCAUGUGUUCAAUAAAGGUAUUGAACUAACUGAUCCACAAGAAAUUGUCAAUCAUUUCGCGAUUCAUUUCAGUGACGUCUUUAGUAGUGAUAAUAUCUGUGAUAGUUUCCCAGUCUGUGAUAGAGAAAGUGAUAUAGUGAGCGUCUUACACAAUUUCGUAAUAAAUACCUGUGAUAUUUUGGAUGCCGUCAAAAAAGUCAGUUCUAAUUUUACUAUGGGUCCUGACAAUGUGCCUGCUUUCCUUGUAAAAGACUGUAUUUCUUGUUUAUGUGAACCCCUUUGCUACUUGUUUAAUUUAAUUAUUGCUGAGGCUGCAUAUCCUAAUAAGUGGAAGUCUACUAAAGUUAUCCCGGUCUUCAAAUCUGGUGUACGUAAUAACAUCGAGAAUUAUAGGCCCAUUGCAAUAGUUUCAAAUUUUAGUAAGAUCUUUGAAAGAAUUGUAGCUAAUAAUUUAUAUAGUCAUGUAUCUAAUCAACUUAGCCCCAGUCAGCAUGGCUUUAUAAAAGGAAAGUCAACUUCAACAAAUCUGUGUGAAUACAUCCAAUACAUAUCUGAUUCUCUUGAAAGUAAAAAACAAGUUGAUGUUAUUUACACAGAUUUAUCUAAAGCUUUCGAUGUGGUUAAUCACUCGAUUUUGCUUGAUAAGUUGAGCAAAUUUGGCCUGUGUAAUAUAGUGGAACAUUUGCAAUAG